AGUAGCCCUUUUGGCUCAAACAGUUUUGGCUCGAGACAGCCAGUGUGCCAAUACUGUCUGCGUCAUGGCUGUGGCAACGGCGUGCUCCGGGCUUGUUGUAUUCGUUGCAGCUUUCUCGGCCUGGUCAUUGAUGCCUUACACCACGCCUAUGACGCCAGAGCGAAUUGCGAAGUAUGGUAAGUGGGCCGUGGUGGCUGGAGCUAGUGAAGGCCUUGGCGCUGCUUGGGGUGAUGAACUGGCGACUCACGGGCUGAACGUGCUUCUGAUGGCACGCUCGCCGAAUAAGCUUGAAACCGUUGCUCAAGCAAUUCGGCAGCGCCACGGUGUGGAAGUAGUGACCUUGGUGCAGGACCUCAUGACCAUUACCAAGCAGGAUGUGUUGGAUAAGGUCAUUUCGGAUCGCGAUGUUGGUUUCUUUGUGUUCAAUGCUGCCUACAUGGCAGGAGGGGAGUUCUUGACGCAGCCAUUGGAGGAACAUUUGAAGGUAUCCCAGCUCAACGUCAAUACACUCCUGACAAUGACGCAUCCGAUUGCUGAGUAUAUGAAGACUCGCGGCCACGGUGGAAUGGUUCUUAUGGGAUCUAUGGCCGGAACCGUUGGUACUGCUUAUUACCCGACUUAUUCUUCAACGAAGAGCUUCAUUGCAUCAUUAAGUCGAGCCUUGUGGUACGAACUGAGACCACACAACGUAGACGUCGUAGGUUGCAUCGCAGGCGCAACGACGACACCAAGUUACUUAAGUGCGGCGGCUGAAGCUGGUGAUCAGCGCAGCACAAUGAUUGAACAGUCCCCUGAAGCUGUGGUAACCGAGUGCCUGGCAGCAUGUGGGUCUACUGGCGCUGUGGCAACCGGAGCCCUGAACAAAUUGUCACAAAUGUUGUUGAAGCAUUGGUUACCAGCAGACCAGGCGGUGCAGUUUAUUUCCAAAGUGACAGACCUACAGACUCGGGGCGGUCAACGCUGACGGCUAAGCCCCAGAGAAUUAUUCAGGUGGUUGUGUGGAUGCUCCGCCGUACAGUUAUGCAAUGUUGGAUUUGGCUGAUACGGGUUCCCAUUGACCAGAGCAUACACAGACACGGUCGCGCGUGUCUUGUAAGUCGUACCGCAAAUUCUGGCGUCGCUGCCUUUCUGCAAGAACAAGCAUAUUGCGAUGGAGCGUAUACUUGCCGUCACCAAGCAGUCAAUACGUUCUCGGGAUGUGGUAGGUCAGACAGUGGGUGGGCCGUGCUGUCAGUUGAUCUUGGGCCCCUGGUCCCUGGAGCCGUAUGGUGGAGAGUCUUGCGCGCUCCUGCAGGCUUCUUCCCGCGCUUGCGCCACCGCAGACCAUGGCCUGCGGCUUGUCACGCCAACCUGUUCCACUUCAUACAUUUUUGUUGAUCCAGGGCUCAGUGGGUCCUGGAAACGACAGGGCCGUUUUUUUACCGGUUCCGUUUUGCCGUUUUUGUUGCCGGUUCCGACGCCGUUUUUGUUACCGGUUCCGUCGCCGUUUUUUGACCGGUUCCGGCUCCGGUUCCACUCCUAGAGCCGUUUUUUUGCCGUUUCCAGCCGCCG
This is a messenger RNA of Prorocentrum cordatum, 1551 nucleotides long. The record is from the annotation of a GenBank genome assembly. NCBI's taxonomy places the organism in Eukaryota, Dinophyceae, Prorocentrales, Prorocentraceae.